Messenger RNA from Schizophyllum commune H4-8, 798 nucleotides. RefSeq names its product RmlC-like cupin. The coding region runs from base 1 to 798 and encodes 265 amino acids. The record is from RefSeq and is a predicted model, not a curated record. Lineage: Eukaryota; Fungi; Basidiomycota; Agaricomycetes; Agaricales; Schizophyllaceae. The transcript has 3 exons.
AUGAGCUCUGGCGUGAAAAUCGUACCCCGCCCUAGCCACGAGCGCGGCGGUGCAGACCAUGGGUGGCUGAAGACGUUCCAUACGUUCUCUUUCGCAUCGUACGGCGAUCGCACACAUCAGAAACACGGUGCCCUGCGCGUCAUAAAUGAGGAUCGUGUAGCGCCCAAUACCGGCUUCGGCACUCAUGGGCACCAAGAAUUCGAGAUCUUCUCGUAUGUCGUGAGCGGUCAGCUCGCACACCAAGACUCCAUGGGCAACACCGAAGUCCUCUCCCGCGGUGCCCUCCAGCUCACCUCCGCCGGCACUGGCAUCCUCCACUCCGAGAAAGCGCACGGCCCUGCCGAAGUCCACUUCCUCCAAAUCUGGUCCUUCCCCUCCACCCCACGCCUUCAGCCCAAGUACUACACCCGCAACUUCUCCGACGCAGACAAGACGGACAAGUGGGCGCGUGUUGUCGCACCGGUGGGCUCGCAGGGCGUAUCGGAGGCGCGCGAGGCAGAGGGCCCCGCACCCGUGCAUAGCCCGCUGACGAUGUACGCGACGCUGCUGAGCAAGGGGAGGACGGUGUCGCAGGCGAUGUCGGGGACGAAGGGGUAUAUCCACGUCGUCCAGACGUCGGGGUAUAAUACGGGGAAGGCGACGGGGGCCACGGUGAAGUUCAAAGCGGGAGACGAGCAGCUGGAGUUGAGGGAGGGCGAUGGGGCGUACCUGCACUUCCCGCCUGGCGGUAUCGACGUCGCGGUGGAGAAUACGGGGGAUCGCUCGGCAGAGAUCGUGCUCUUCGAUUUGCAGGAGUAG